AUGAAGCCAUCCACUCCUACCACCAGCACCACAUCCAACUCGUACCUCCAAAUGAACCGCAGACACAGUAUGCAAACCAUGGGACAGUCGUCUUCGUCGUCUCAGGGAGAAGAACGCAGCCGUUUUGCGGCCAACCAAGCUCGAAGAAUGAGAGUCGUUGAAAUCAUUGAUGCUGCCUUGAGUAUCAUCGACGAUGACUUGUUUGACGAUGACUUUGAUGUCCAAGGGGAUAUGCAACAGUAA
Messenger RNA from Seminavis robusta, 243 nucleotides. The record is from the annotation of a GenBank genome assembly. NCBI's taxonomy places the organism in Eukaryota, Bacillariophyta, Bacillariophyceae, Naviculales, Naviculaceae.